Molecule: messenger RNA, 2602 nt
Organism: Lytechinus pictus (painted urchin)
Lineage: Eukaryota; Metazoa; Echinodermata; Echinoidea; Temnopleuroida; Toxopneustidae
Product: citramalyl-CoA lyase, mitochondrial-like
Exons: 7
Coding region: 198-1316 (372 amino acids)
Biological process (GO): regulation of cobalamin catabolic process
Molecular function (GO): (S)-citramalyl-CoA lyase activity
Source: RefSeq, a predicted model, not a curated record
ACACUUGGCUUGCCAUAGACAUCGUUCACGUUUCGGUUGAGCCAAUUGGAUCUGCCGACGGACCUUAUUUAUUUAUUCUUUCAUUCCAUUCAGCUUAGUCUAAAUCACAAGACCGAUUAAUGAGUGACUUUCUGUCAUAUGGAACUAGGUUAUAUCAAAUUUUAGGAAUUUAGACUAUCGGGAUUCAAGUAUAAAUCAUGUUGCGGACUGCCCGAAACUUGUUGAGAUGUACGGGGCGGCACUUGUCCGAAGUCGGCAGAUCUCCGGGGGAGAAGGCGGUGAAGAACCGCUGGGUUACCUUCAAGCGACCGUGCUCAACAACCGGUGCUGUUGAUGUUGAGGGCAGCGGAACACCACGGCGAGCUGUGUUGUAUGUUCCAGGUCAUAGUGAGAAGAUGUUGAAUAAAUUGACUGAUCUUAGAGUGGACUGUGCUGUAAUGGAAUGUGAAGAUGGGGUUGCAAUCAACAAAAAGGCUGAAGCUCGAGAGACUGUUUGCCGGAUGCUGGAAAUUUUGGAGCUACCACUUGUCACUGACGUCGCAGUCAGGAUCAACUCAAUGGAAAGUGGAUUUGCAGAAGAUGACCUGACAACAAUCCUCAAGGCUCAAAGACUACCAGAUACCAUCUUCUUUCCCAAAGUGGAUUCGGUAGAACAUAUCUAUUGGCUGGUCAGGCAGCUAAAGUCAAACCUGAGGGACCGAGACGUGAUGACACCUAUCAAGAUCAUCAUCUAUGCAGAAAGUGCUAUAGCAUUGUUAAGACUACCUGAGAUCGUCAGUGAGGCCUUGGAACUCUUUGACUCAGAACCAUUCUCUUUGGACGGUGUGGUGUUCGGAUCCGAUGAUUACUGCGCUAAUAUUGGAGCAACUCGGACUCCAGAUGGCAAUGAACUCCUGUAUGCAAGACAGAAGGUGGUGUCUGUAGCAAAGGCUUUUGGACUUCAGGCGAUUGAUAUGGUACACAUUGAUGUAAAAGAUCAAGAUGGUCUACAAAAGUAUUCAACAGAAGGUGCAAUGAUGGGCUUCACUGGUAAACAAGUCAUUCAUCCAAGUCAAGUACCUAUAGUCCAACAAUCCUUUAGUCCCAGCCCCGACCGGGUAGAGUGGGCAACACAACUCUUAGCUGGCUUUCACCAGCAUCAAGAAACUGGUCUGAGGACAAGCUGUAUUCAUCACUGGCAUGCAGUCUCCUGUGACUACCCUUUGCUAUGGAGUUCAUUGGGAGUCUGUCCUUGGUCCCGUGUUUUUCAAACUGUACAUCUCUCCUCUUGGCUCUAUAAUGUGGCAACAUGGUCUUGGUAUACACUUCUAUGCUGAUGAUAUCCAGCUGUAUACCUCACUUUUGAUCCAAAAGUUAAAGAUACAGAAGUUCGUGCAGCUGCUGUUGUUGGUGCUGCCAUUGAGGAUUCGAUGUUGGAUGAUGGUCAACUUCCUGGAGCUUAACGAUUAAAAGCGAAGUAUCUGGUUCUGUCAUCUCCAUAUGCGUAAUUAUUAUGACUACAACUCCAGUCUUAAUAGGUGAAGAAGCUAUAUAUCUCCAGUAUGCAAGGCUAGAUAUAUUGGCGUAGUCUUUUGAUAGAACAAUGAGCAUGAAGAAACACACAUCACAUGUCUGCCAAUCUGCAUAUUACCAGCUUCACAGAAUUGCUGAGAUCAGACAUUGUCUUACAUGAGGUGGUGCGGAAAAUAUCAUCCAUGACCAGAUAACCUCUAGACUGGACUUCUGCAAACUGUCUCCAUGCUGGAUUACCUUCCUCAGGCAUCCCUAGCACUUUUCAACCAUAGGACGCAGUGUGAAAAUUUGUUCUGCAUUGGGCAGUGACUGGGCUAGAAACCUUCUUGUUUUGCCCAUGUUUUUUACCAUGGAUCUAAUCUAUGUUUAGCCCCCUAUUUUUAUCAUUUCCUCUUCUGUAUUCAGUAUCGUUCGGCAAAGAAUCUUCAAUGGCAAGGAUUGGAUAGAAGCUGUGGUAUUUAGUUAUUACCAUGAUGGUUGACUCAGGGGAAAAAAAUGAAUCGGUAAUGACCAAAAAAUGAGCAAGUGAUCCGGUAGUACAGACCCUUUGCCUUUAUUACAAAUUGUUCUUUUGUUAACUGUCAUGAUUGCCGUUCUGAUGGAGCCGAAUCAAAGAUAUAAUUUUGCUACAAGGAUGUUAACAAUGUACUGAUACUUAUAUCCGAUUGAUAAACUACACUGCAUAAAUCAUACGUUUAAUUGAUUAUUGGGUCUGUUAUCUAAUUAUAAAGGAUAUAUAAGAUAUUUUAACAUAAAUAUUUCAAGAAAUUUAAUUCCAACAUGAUUACAGAUUUUCGAACUUCUAAAUCCUUCUUUUCUUACGGGUUCAUUGAAUUUGGUAAUUGUCAUGAUUAUAGGAUCAGCAUCAAUUUGUUUUAUAUUGGGCAUGUAUAAUAUACCUUGCAAGUAUAUUACUUUCUAUAUACAUGUGUGGGUGUGGGAGCAUGUGUGUGUGUUUUUUCCUGAGUACAAUUAACAGUUGUGGCAAAAGAAGUUUAUCAAAUGAUUCAAUGAUUAAAGCUUACUAUUUGUCUGCCAUUGAUAUUAUUUUUUUUAAAGGUCAUAUCAAACAUAUACAAAGAAGAUGGUU